Messenger RNA from Trifolium pratense (red clover), 2690 nucleotides. Its product is annotated as LEAF RUST 10 DISEASE-RESISTANCE LOCUS RECEPTOR-LIKE PROTEIN KINASE-like 2.1. Lineage: Eukaryota; Viridiplantae; Streptophyta; Magnoliopsida; Fabales; Fabaceae. The transcript has 4 exons. Gene Ontology annotation, biological process: protein phosphorylation. Gene Ontology annotation, molecular function: ATP binding; protein kinase activity. Bases 1101 to 2465 code for a protein of 454 amino acids. The record is from RefSeq and is a predicted model, not a curated record.
ACUACGCAUUCAUACAGCCAGUGAAUGUGUACCUGACGAUUCAUAUAUCAAACUCUGUAAAUUAAAAUUUGUUCGAGAUAUGCACCGUCCAUUUUUUAUCAGACGGUCACACAAACACUGACUGCAUGAAUACGUGCAAAUAAUGAGUGAUUGCAGGGAGAGGAGGAGAAAGAAUAGGGUCCACAUGGAUUCAUGUCACCAUCAAGAUGCAGUUGAAAAUUUCAUGCAUGUGGAUAAUAAUAAUCAAAUGGUACACUUGAAGUAAAAGAGCAAAGAGAAACUUUAGUUUUCAGAAUCUGAAAGAGUCACAAAGUCUUGUUGAUGGAAAUGGUGAUCCUGUCUUAGUUGCCAUCAAAAGGCUUGAUUAACAAGAUUCAAGGUCGGAGAAAACCUUUAAACCAACAAGAGGAAUCAAUUUGGAUGAGUUCAUCCAUAGUGUACAUAGUUAGUUUGUUCUAGUAACAGUAGUUUACUAGUAGAGAGAAACUAUGAAAAUCACUAUGGAUAAAUAUUCUUCUUCUCAAACGCGUCUAUCUCUUCUUCUACCAUCUUUUCCUUUCACCAUCAACACAUUUCUCUUCCUCUUCCUCUCACUCUUAUUCUUAAUCCAAUACCAAAAACAUGCCACUGCUAAUGCGGUAAUGUACGCAUCUUGUGCACCUUUUGACUGCGGAAAUUUCAGCAAUAUUAGUUAUCCAUUUUGGAGUUUUAACAUCCAACCAAGUUAUUGUGGCCAUCCAAACUUCAAGCUUGAUUGCCAACAUGGCAAUUAAACUAUUGACAUAAAGUCGCAAAAGUUUCACAUCCUUCAAAUAAAUCAUACAUCUCAACUUUUGAGGAUUGCAAGGGACGAUUUAUGGGGUUACGAUUCUGAUGUUGUGCAUUCUUGUCCUAAGCAAUAUAUUAAUGUAAACUUAGAUUUGAAUUUCUUCAAGUACACUUCCAAUAAUGAAAACUAUACUCUAUUGUAUGAAUGUGGUCCUCUUUCACAGUCCUCUACUUUGAGUUCAGAAGUUUCCGAAGUAAUUUCUUGCCUCAUAGAGGGUAAACCUCGUGAUGCAUACCUAGUGUCAAGUGCCAAAUUGGCUGAUUUCAUUGCUAUGGAGUGUAAAAAUAGUAUCACAGUUCCUGGCUUGAAGAAUUCAUUCACAAACGAUUCGGAUAUUGUGGUUGAUGUUUUAGAUGAAGGAUUCGAGGUUGGUUGGAGUGGUGUGGGAGAAGACGAAUGUGAUGGUUGCAUUAAAUCUGGUGGGAGAUGUGGAUACAAUACAUCAGAAAAUGCAACUAUCUGUCUCUCGCCGGAGAAAUCUGUGGCACCAAUAGACGGAGUAACACCAUCAACCGCUAUUGCAGGUAAGCAGUUGAGCAGACAAGGGAAAAUAAAAAUCAUUAUAGGAAGUGCAGGUGCAGUAUUUGUAGCAUUAUCCGUAUGUAUCACAAUCUUUUGCUUCAAAUACAAGUCAACAAAAAAUAACCAAGACAUCGAAAAAUUCUUAAAAACUCAUGAACCCUUUCCUGUUAGAAGAUACAAGUUCUCACAUAUCAAGAAAAUGACCAACAACUUCAAAGUUGAAUUAGGACAAGGUGGUUAUGGUGCUGUAUACAAAGGAAAGCUACUCGAUGAUCGCCCUGUGGCUGUAAAGAUAUUAAAGUCAUCCAAAAGAAAUGGGGAAGAUUUUAUGAAUGAGGUUUCUAGCAUUACUAAAACCUCUCAUGUUAAUGUUGUCACCCUUCUUGGAUUUUGUUUCGAAGGCCGGAAAAAAGCUCUUAUCUAUGAAUUAAUGUCUAAUGGUUCUCUUGACAAACUUAUUUACAAUAAAGGACCAGGAACCGUUCCAUCUUUGAGUUGGGAGAUUCUUUAUCAAAUUUCUAAAGGGAUAGCUCGAGGGCUGGAGUACCUGCAUAGAGGAUGUAGCAUUCAAAUUUUACAUUUUGAUAUCAAGCCACAUAAUAUUCUCUUGGAUGAGAAUUUUUGUCCAAAGAUAUCAGAUUUUGGGAUGGCAAGACUUUGCCCGAAGAAAGAGAGCAUUAUUUCGAUGUCAGGUGCUAGAGGGACAAUGGGAUAUGUAGCUCCUGAGCUGUGGAAUAAAAAUUUUGGACGAGUUUCACACAAGUCUGAUGUUUAUAGUUACGGAAUGAUGUUGUUGGAAAUGGUUGGAGGGAGGAAAAACCUUCGUGCUGAUGCAAGUCACACAAGUGAGAUAUACUUUCCUUAUUGGGUGUACAGUAGACUUGAUCUAGGCGGUUAUUUAAGACCGGGCGAAGUCAUUGCCUCAGAAGAAGAUGAGAUCGCAAAGAGAAUGACCGUUGUAGGUUUAUGGUGCAUUCAAACAUUUCCAAAUGAUAGGCCUACAAUGAGUAGAGUGAUUGAAAUGUUAGAAUGCAACAUGAAUUCAUUGGAAAUACCACCAAAACCUGUUCUUUCGUCUCCUACUAGAUCAGUACCAAAAUCUCCAGCUUCAUGAAAUUUUUGGGCUAACUUUUCCACACUGCAUUAUGCAUACUACUCACUGAAACUAAGAAGGAAAAAAUGAGCUGGAAAAAAUGGGUAAGUUUUCCCAUUUUCCACACAAUUAAACUUAUUAGUUUCUCCACAAAACAUUUAUUUGUUCUUAUAAGGUUGUUAAUAUUUGUAAUUUGGAUUAGUUCUAAUUAGUACUAUUAAUUAUGUCAUAUUUUAUUUUGAGUUA